AGAAGCGAGGGAGACAGAUAUGUGGUUAGGGUUCCCAAGUAAGUAAGGUUCAUUCCAAAAGAUCCUUUGUCGAAGAGGCGCAUACCGAAAGAACCUUGUGUAGAAGUCCGUCCCUGGAUUCAAAUCCGCGCCCGAAACUCGUAGCACGACCCCCGCGCCACUUCCCUCGCCUCCCUCCAGAACCCAAAUCAAGCGAGUCUGAACGAAAUCCUCAAAUCAAGCACAGGAAUCCCCAAAUCGCGGUCCGAUGCCGACGUUGGAUGGGGAGGAGGUGCCGCCGGCGGCGGCGGCGGCGGACAGCGAGGAGCUUGAGCCGCUCUUCGACUACUCCCGCGUGCAGCCCACAAUCGACUUCUGCUUCGACGGUACGCUUCGCGAUGGGAUAGGGGUUUCAGUCGAAAGUUGCUUAAGGUUUUCUCGGUUUCGUUGUGCAGACUCUGACCUUGAGAAGUCGGACAUCUUCGUCCACUGCAACAAGCGCCCCAAGGUGGCCGAAGCUGCUGCCGACGCCGACGCUGUCGGCGAUGAGAAGGACGCCACCACCACGAAGAAGGCUACAGUGGUGAAUUUGGAUGAGGAGGAUUGGCUGCCUCCGCCUCCGACGAAGCCUGUCGUCAGGGCUGACAUACGGAAGGAUAAAACACUACAUGAGGAAAGAUUAAAUAAACAAGAGAUAGAAAAACUUGCUGAAGAUACAUUUCAAAAGGUUGCAGAAGCUGUUAAGAAAGGCCUUGAGGCCAAGAAACAAUCUGAACAUAUAGUUCUAGACGAGGCAACUGAAACAGAAGUAAAGAAAGCGAGAGAAAAGAUACUCAUAAUGAUUGAGGACAAAGAUGGGAGGCAGCAAUUCCGUAUAUCCAAGGAUGAGAAGUUCGACAAGCUUUUCAAGGUGUAUGCUAAGAAGGUCCAAGUCAGCCCUUCUGAUCUGACUUUUGUGUUUGAUGGUGACAAAAUAAACCCCACUAGCACACCCCAGGACCUUGACCUCGAGGAUGCUGACAUGAUCGAGGUGCGCCAUAAGCCACGGUGAUGGCUAGGAGCUCUUCCUGGGUUAGUUCCUGAUCUACCCUUUUGGGCGUCCCUGUGUGAGACGUUGUUCGAAUGGUGACUUGUUUUGUUUUGCGCUCAGCUGCUCAUAAGGUCAGCUCUAUUUUGCUAGUGUCAGCUUCAGCCCUGUUAUAUGUUCAUGUCUAUGUCCAUAAUAGACAUAUGUCAUAUGUACACAAGCAUAUAUGUACACAAGCUUCUGUCCGGCCUCUUGGAUAUAUGUUUUUCUUUCUUGUCAUGCUUUAUGCUUUAGCGCUGUAACUGAGUAUAGCCAGAAUUGUACCAUGGGCUAUUUGAGCUGUGUAUCCUAGUGCAAUGCGUACAAACUUUGGUUGGCGUGUUACCGCGGUGAGCCCGUGAGUCAACUGUACAGGUGCUAAGCCUAUAGUGUGUGUUUUACACAAGUGCUAUGCCUAUAGUUACCUGUAUGGAUAAUUUUGGUU
Molecule: messenger RNA, 1490 nt
Organism: Brachypodium distachyon (stiff brome)
Lineage: Eukaryota; Viridiplantae; Streptophyta; Magnoliopsida; Poales; Poaceae
Exons: 5
Coding region: 248-1030 (260 amino acids)
Source: RefSeq, a predicted model, not a curated record